UUUAGGUUUUAAUCUCUUUCAGAUUUGGAAUGACAAACCCGAUUCUUGGAUAUUGGGAUAUUAGGGGGUUAGUCCAACCUUCCCGUCUUGUUUUCGAGUAUUCCGGAGCUCAAUACGAGGACAGGCGUAUUCUAAUGAGUCAACCUGAUUGGUUGGCUCAUAAAACUACUCUUGGCUUUGAUUUCCCCAACCUACCUUUCUAUGAGGAUGAGGAUGUUAAAAUAACACAAAGUCUGGCAAUCUUGAAGCAUCUUGGUCGUAAGUUUGGUUUGGAUGGUUCGACUGUACGCGCCAAGGCCGAGGUUGACAUGGUUCUAGAUGAAGCAGCUGAUGUCAGAAAUCCGAUGGGUGCUCUCUGUUACAGGUCUGACUUUUCUCCAGCUUUGAUGAAGGAAUGGGUUGAAGGAUCAGGAGAGGGUAUGAAAAGUGUAGAAGACAGGUUUUUGCCUCUACAAUGCAAACUUGGAUCCAAUGACUGGUUUGUGAACAAUGAAUUAACAAUUGCGGAUUUCAUGAUUUGGGAAACACUUGACGCAUACAGUCUUCUGUUUCCUGGCUGUUUAACCAAGUUGACCGGCCUAACUAGCUUCCAUUCUCGGUUUACACAUCUGAAGGGGGUCAAGGAGUACCUAGAGUCAGACAGGUACAAGGCAUACCCUAUAUGGAGUGUACGAGCAAAGCAUGGAUUUGUUGAACUUAAAUAAAAACAUCAUGCAUCAAGCAUUAUCAUGCAUCAAACAUCAUCAUGUAUCAAGCAUCAUGCAUCAAGCAUUAUGCAUCAAGCAUUAUGCAUCAAGCAUCAUCAUGCAUCAAGCAU
Molecule: messenger RNA, 817 nt
Organism: Eurytemora carolleeae
Lineage: Eukaryota; Metazoa; Arthropoda; Copepoda; Calanoida; Temoridae
Product: glutathione S-transferase Mu 2
Exons: 11
Coding region: 30-704 (224 amino acids)
Biological process (GO): glutathione metabolic process
Molecular function (GO): glutathione transferase activity
Source: RefSeq, a predicted model, not a curated record